UCAUUACCUUGGCUUGUGGCUCUGGUCCAGGCAAAAAUGUUUCUUCAAACUUUCUCGCUGGCCCAGUCCUCCUGGACUAGCUGCCCUACUCUUCUGUAGCACCCACAGGGCUCUACCUGUGCCGUCUUAUUUGAAAUAUUGGGGGUUUCCUCACAUUUAAGCAUUGUUUUCUCCCCUUCCCAACUCCUUCCCCCACUACAACUAUUUCUCAGUGUCUCCUUUACUUCUCCUCCUUAUGGCCUUUCUCCUGAAGCUCUUGGGGUACGGAGGGGAAAAGAAACAUCUGGUGGAAAGUCAGUGGCUGCAACGUGAUGUCAACCCGGAGCAGCAUUGGGAGAUCCUCAGUGAGCUUGGCGAUGGGGCAUUUGGGAAAGUCUAUAAGGCACAGAACAGAGGGAACAGGAACUUUGCUGCUGUGAAGGUGUUGGACAUACCCUCCGAAGAAGCUCUUGAGGAUCAUGUGGCAGAGAUCAAUAUCUUGGGGCAGUGCCAGCACCCAAACAUCCUUGCACUACUGGAGGCAACAUACUGGGAAAAGAAGCUUUGGAUUCUGUUGGAGUUCUGCGCUGGUGGAGCCCUUGAUGGCAUCAUGUUGGAGCUUGGACGUGGUCUCACAGAGUCCCAGAUCAGUGUGGUCUGCUUCCAGACACUCCUUGCCCUUCAGUACUUGCAUAACCACAAAAUCAUUCACAGAGACCUCAAGGCUGGCAACAUCCUUCUCACUCAGCAAGGCGACAUCCGACUAGCUGACUUUGGAGUCUCUGCAGUUAACACCCAGACACUACAACGGCGAAGCUCCUUCAUCGGAACUCCUUAUUGGAUGGCCCCAGAGGUCGUAAUGUGUGAGACAUGCAAGGAUGCACCAUAUGACUCCAAGGCAGACGUGUGGUCUCUAGGAGUCACUCUGAUAGAGCUGGCCGAGAGAGAGCCUCCAAAUCAUGAUCUGAAUCCUACGCGCGUCUUGUUAAAGAUUAUCAAGUCACAGCCUCCAUGUCUGAAGUAUAAGCGGCUCUGGUCCCAGAACUUUAACAACUUUCUAGAGAAGUGCCUACAGAGGAGUCCCCAGGAAAGAUUAUCUGUCAGCCAACUUCUACAGCAUUCCUUUGUAUCAGAGGUCAGUGACAACCAGCCACUCAGGGAGCUGGUAGCUGAGGUCUUGGCAGAAGUGACAGAGGAGGAAGAAGUUGAAAAGCAGAAGGACAGUGAUGCUCAGAAACCUGUUCCACUGUCUGUUCCUGAGGAAGCAAUGGGUGUAGGCGUUAUAAAGUCUUCAGUAGUUUUGUUACCAGUAAAACAAGAGAAUGGCUUACCAUCUGUUUCUCAGAUGUCUGACCAAGAAAACCAUUCAAGGUCCUCCAACCACGAUGCACCUCAAAAAGACAGGAGAGGGUCAAGUUUCCUGAAAAAGAUGCGUCGACUUUCUGCUCCUUCCUUAGUCAGGGAGACUAAAGUAUCAGUUAAAUGGAAGACUGAAAGUGACCUGGAAGCCACAACAGAGAUCGACCAUCAGAAAGUGAAAGAGGAAAACACCCUCCAUGAUGUUCCUGCAGGGCAUGUAAAUUCAGGAUUGGAUGUACAUGUAAACCCUAAACCUGCAGAGGAUAAAGGUCAGGGCAUGAAGGUUGUUGAUGCAGAUGAUAAAGAACUUGUGAACUUGAGCCCAGUUACACAGCAGGACCUGACCCUUCCAAGUAAUGGACAAGCUGAGAGAGAAGCAGUAAGUCCAACCCUACAAACUCAAGAGAUACUCAAAAGCAAUAUGACUAGCUCAACAUCCAAAUGGCAUACAGAAGCCAACAUCUCUGGUGUCAGCAAGAUAAUCACCCCUGUCCUGCAAUCACAGCCCAGGUGGAAAAGCAGUGAUCCAUUGUGUAGUUCCUCAGGAGAUCAAUUCCAGCCAAACAGUGAAAAGAGCAGGAAUACAAUGGUGAGACCAGGUUCUGAAGGACAACCACAUGGGCUUUAUUUAUCUCAAUGUCAUUUGACUGUGAAAUCUAACAAGACUUUUUUACAGUUGCACUCACAGUCUCUUCUUACAUUGCCAAUGGAAACUAAGGCAUCAUCAACGAGGGAAAAGAGUAAAUCACAGGAACAGCAUCUGGAAAAACAUGAAGACCCUCAGAUCUCUCCAUACAAACAAAAACAAUCUGAAUUACUGGUACAUCACAAUCAUACGACUGAAAAACAUAUACAGCCGGAAGCUACCACUCACAGAGAAGGUGUGACCACAAGGAUGGAUCGGCAGCCAAAUUCAGAUUUUUCAACAUACUCCAAGAAUGAUACAGGAAUCUCUGUCAAUCAAAUCCCCAUUUCACCCCUUGGACCUACAAGUGAUUUUAAAAUAAUGAAGUCUGAAGAAUGUGCAAUAGAAAAAUUGGAUUUCUCCAAAUAUGGACACAGAACCUUGGAAUUUCUUAAUUCUGUCUCACCAAAGCUUACAAUCUCAAAGUGGAGAAGCUAUGGAAAUGUGAACGGAGCUCAAACUCAUCCAUUCAUAUACUGGACUGUGCCUUUAGCAAGGAAAUCAAUCACAACAGAUAAGGCAAAAAUAACAUUGCUUGAACAUCAAAUGGAAGAUGCAAAUAAACCAGGAGGUAAUCGAUCAUGUUCCACCCUAAAAGAUAAAAGUGAAACUGAUAAAACAAAUCAAACUAUAGACUUAGACUCUGCACUAAAUAGCGGGACUGUCAAGGAAGACACAAACAUAGAGCAAUUGGCUCACAAAACUGAUAGGCCUCUCCAACGGCUUAAUGCUGCACGGUGCUCAUGGUCUGUUUAUUCUUAUUUUCCCAACAAAGAUAUAAAACACACCCAUUCUGCUUCCUCAUUAAAAAGGGAAUUUAGAGCCUCAGUCAGAUGGCAAGUUGAUGAUCAGAAUGGCAGCAAUGAGCAGAAACACCAAAGAGUCCUACAAGGCAUUCCUUCUCAGCCAGGAAAGCUGAAGCCUACUGAUCUGCCUCAAAUAGAAGAAAUGGUUACUGGAAGAACAAGAAGAGCAGAUGGGAAUAUUAUGGGACAGCAUUUACCCCAGGAAAGUUUCUGCCUUUCACCCCAGAGUAACAUAAUUACAUCUGCCUACCAUCACCAGUCUCUAGAGGUUACCCAUUUUGAUAAAUCCAGGCGGAGAAGUAGUGAAAAUGUGCGCAGUUCUAACAGAAAACUAUCUAGAAGUUUGUCCGUACCUGUAUCAUGGAGAAGGAAACAAGUACAACUACAAGAAAAAGAGGAGGGUAACAUAAAGUUUGCAGAUAAAGUGCCCCAUCCAAUAACGAAUGACAAUGUAUCAGCUGUAGGGACACCUGAAAUGGGACAUUUAGGUCCUGCUGUGGACACAGACCUUGGUGAGAAAACUGGAGGAAAUGAACCUAUCCAGGUGACUUACAGCCCUUCAAAAAGGCUCAACUUUGCUCAAUGUUCAUGGGCAGUAUGUCCCCAAGAACGCAAUGGAAGGGCCGUUGUGCAGAAACAGGAGACACUAGCGGAAGAUACUACGACGGGAGAGUCUAAUAUACAUGCAGAACCCCCUGUACCGAAAAGUGACAUCCUUGCAGAUCAGACGGGAAAGUUGCCCAACGACCAACAGAAAACCGUCCGCGUGACACGAAAAUUUAUAGUGGAUGGGAAGGAGGUCAGUGUAUCAUCUUGCAAGCGUAAAAAUGAUUUGGGUAUCAGAGAUGACAAGGAACGCUCAGUAAGGCGACAAGAGCUGCAACACCUGAGAUUGUUGCAGAAAGAAGAGAAAAAGUCACAGAGCCAGCUAGAGCAGAGGAUGCAGAGAGAGAGGGAGGUGAUGUUCCGCAACGUCGAGCAGGAAAUUAUAGGAAAGAAACAGUAUUAUGACCAUGAGAUUGAGGCGCUGGAGAGGCAGAUGGAGCAGGCACGGAUGAGAAGAGAGAAUGAACACACUAACCGCUUGCGUCAGGAGGCCCUAAGAUUAAAGUCCCAGCAGCAGAAGGAGCUGGCUAAGAAGAAAGCAGAGUUGAAGGAGAAGUGGCAAGAGGAUCAAUACCUGUUAGUACAGCAGCAGGCACUAAACACAGCUUUACAGAAGGUGGUCACCGAUCACAAGAAUAAAGUUAUGAGUAUUGAGAAGGAGAACCUUUGCAAAAUCCAUAAUCUGAAGAAAGCUCGUAAUUCAGUGAUCCUGAAGCUGGAGGAAAGGCAUUUACAGGAGAAAUAUCAGCUUUUCCGACAGCACAUUACUGAGCAGCACAGCUUACAGAGGCAACAGCUGCGCAAGAGGCAUGAGAAGGACAUGGAGAGGCUGAAGCAUUAUCAGAGCCUACUGGUAGAUGACAUGAAGAGCAAACAUACGCAGGAGAGAUCUCAGUGGCAGAAAGCCCAGCGCACUGAGGCCAGGGCUCGCCAGGCAAUGUUUAAGGAAAGGGUUAAAAGUCAAGGGCUGAGUGCAUCUGAACAGAAGGAGAGAAGUAAACAGUUCUUGUUGCAAGAGACGGCCUAUCAGAAAUCAGAGACUCAGAGACAGCAGCAGAGACAAGAGGAGGAAAUGAAGAAGCUUCAGCAACAUCUAGAAGAAACAUGCAAUGAACUACAGCAGAUACAGGAAGAGAAGAUACAAACACUGCAAGCACAGGAGACAAAGAAGUUGCAGAAGCUAGAUGCAGAGCACAGUAUGGAAUCUGAACAAUGGAAAGAACGCCUGAGGCUGAGUAAAGAGAAUCUAGAUGCAGAGUUUGCAGAAAGGCAGCAGCAAAUCCAAAAGACCGGAAAACAUCCAUGCAAGGAUUAUCAGAGACGCACAUCACGAUUCUUCCUUUGAUAACAACAAAUGGAAAAAUAUAUAUACCUGAAUAUAAAUAUAUAUAUCUGAAUAUAACACUCAAAACUGUAAAUAUUCAUUCUAAUUAAUGUAAAUUAAAAAUAUACUUAAGGAAAAUAACA
Molecule: messenger RNA, 4902 nt
Organism: Xenopus tropicalis (tropical clawed frog)
Lineage: Eukaryota; Metazoa; Chordata; Amphibia; Anura; Pipidae
Product: STE20-like serine/threonine-protein kinase
Exons: 18
Coding region: 236-4780 (1514 amino acids)
Molecular function (GO): transferase activity; ATP binding; nucleotide binding
Source: RefSeq, a predicted model, not a curated record